ACCGAACAUUCAUCAUUGGUCUCAUUGAGAAACUCACCAACUUCACUCAUCAAACAACACUGCCUACCUGAAUUUGGUCUGAUCACGAGACUCGCGUGAGGUUGGAAGGGACAGAGAGCUUGGAAAGCCCCAAUUGUUGCGGUAGCCCACUUGCUUUGGCAUAAAUCCAUCGUCACCUGCUGCCUUUGUUGGUCCUUGGUCGUUUUCGAUCAACUCUCCAUCUCUCCAUCUCCCAAUCGCUCACUUCCGACCCCCAGACGUGACAUUCACAUUCACAACACUACACAUCCCCGUGCCAUCGCUCCCACGUAUCAAUAUCUUGAUUGCCUCUACAUAUUUCAACAAGUAGCAUCUACCCAACUAUUCUGCAGGCAAUUGCCCAAUUCCCACACACAAUGUCGACCCGACAACCAUCUCGUGUUGUGUUCGUGGGGAAUAUUCCCUAUGGCUUGACGGAAGAGCAAAUCACAGAAAUCUUUAGUGGUGCAGGGAGAGUGCUGAACUUCAGACUCGUUUACGAUCGUGAAACUGGUCGCCCCAAAGGAUUUGGCUUCGCUGAAUUUCCAGACUACGACUCCGCAGCUUCAGCGGUCAGGAAUCUCAACGACCACGAAAUCAUGGGUCGCAAACUGCGUGUCGACUUCAGCAAUGAGACGGUCAGCGAUGAGGACAAUCGCGAUCGCGAUGGCGCAACCGGUGCCAGCGGCGCCAACUACCCCAACCCCGCCGGCGCCAACGGCAGCGGCGCCAACGCGCCCCAAUCCUCAAUCCAGCCCGCCGGCGCAGGCGGUUCCUCCCUACCGCCGCUCCCGCAGGGCAAGGACCUGCCGCCGGGGGUGUCGUGCACCGACGCCAUCUCGCGCACGCUCAACACGCUCCCGCCCGCCCAGCUGCUCGACAUCCUGCAGCAGAUGAAGACGCUCGCCACCUCGGACCCGGCCCGCGCCACCGAGCUGCUCGCCCAGGCGCCCCAGCUCAGCUACGCCAUCUUCCAGGCCCUCCUCAUCAUGGGCCUCGUCUCCCCCGACGCCAUCAACUCGGUCGUCGAGCCCGGCACCGCCCCCAUCCCCGCCGCGGCGGCCUACGGCAGUGGCGCCCCGGCCACCGGCACGCCCCCCGUCGCCGCACCCGGCGGUUACGCCCCACCUCCCCCGCAGGCCGCGCCCGUUGCCGCCAUCCCGCCGCCGGCCGCUGCUGCUCCUCCUGCCCAGCAGGCCCCGCCCGCGGGCCAGGACCCGGAGGCGCUCAUGCGCGCCGUCAUGGAGCUGCCGCAGGAGACGAUCGACCAGCUGCCGGAGGCGGAGCGCCAGCAGAUCAUGGCUCUGCGGGCGAGCUACGCGGCGCAGACGCGUCGCUAA
Molecule: messenger RNA, 1358 nt
Organism: Chaetomium fimeti
Lineage: Eukaryota; Fungi; Ascomycota; Sordariomycetes; Sordariales; Chaetomiaceae
Exons: 4
Coding region: 396-1358 (320 amino acids)
Biological process (GO): mRNA 3'-end processing
Cellular component (GO): mRNA cleavage and polyadenylation specificity factor complex
Molecular function (GO): mRNA binding
Source: RefSeq, a predicted model, not a curated record